AUGACGGCAUCCUGCAGACCUACGUAAGCUCUGAUGAAUUUUCAAAAAACGACUCAUUCAGCUUUUUUCAGCAUGAACGAGGCGCCACUCCUUUCCGGCCCUGAUUUGUGGGUUCAAGUUUUUCAAAGUUGUUAAAAAUUACCCCUCUGGAAAUUUAGACGGGGUUUGAACAUGGAACAAGAAUUCUCUCCCAAAUUCAUUUACAGGGUUGUGCCUAGUUAUUGGGCGGCCUUCAAAACGUUAUAUACGAAAAACUGACCCUGCUUUUUUCUCGGUCGUGUCAUAAGUAUUGCAUGCGUAACAGUCUUUUUCAGUCUGGGCGUUGUAAAAAGGUGCAGAACUUUCUUUAGAGUACCUAGAAUUGAUCGCAGCGUGAGACCUAAUCGAGAAAAUUGUUUUGUGCUCCAGAAUAGUAUCGAUAUAUGUAUACCUUCAUCUUGGCUCCAUCACCAACUUGAACUUGCGGAAUCUCGCCCUUUUGGCAAAUAGAUGCCGAGUCCAUGAAUUUAUCCUACUGCAAUGUUUCACGUACGGUCUAGCCCGCUUCUUUAGUUGCUUGAAAGUCUUCGGCAAGUACAAAGAAAUUUUGGAGGAUUCAAACCUUUUAAAAGCGAUACAGAAAUUUUUUUCAUGUUCUAGAAUCAGGGGUCCUAAAGUACACGUCAGCAAAGUUUCAGCAAAAGUUCAACCGGGGGGUAAAAAAGGUUCCCUGGUAAAUAGUAACAGAGAUGAAAUAGGGGAUAUAUGUCACAUUAUUGGAGGUGAAAAAAAUCAAUAACUUAUUAUAAAAUUUUUUUGUGAAGCAUGUGCGGUGUGAAAUGUAGAAGUAUAUAAAAUGAAGCGAUAAGAAGAACAAAUUUAGGUGUAAAGAUAAAGGGCGUCAGAUCAGCUAUACUUUCAUUUUCACAUCACAUAAAACUCCCAUAUGAAUAAUUCCGAUAAUCAAAAUUUCUUGUUAACAAUUAGUUUCACCCUAUUAAAAUUUCUCAGUUUUUUUUCCGUUUCUCCGAUCUUCCAAUUUUGAAAUGUCGAAAAAUUUGAAUUUUGGCGAACCAGUUUCCGACUAACAAAAAGAAUUUCGGGGCUUUCGAGGAAUCAAAAAAGAAUAGGAUCCCAGGGAAACGUUGAAGAAUUUUUAAUGUUUCUGGGAACGGCGAUAGGGAAUGCACUGCAUUUAUUCCGCCAUUUUUUUUUCGUUUCUCUUCGCGAAAUGCAAUUCUCAAUGUCUUUUUUGAAUCAUCCGCAGAAUUUGAAAACUUUUUUUUGAAAAAGAAUGUGGGGCGAUUUGAAUGAAAGGGGCCAUUGUUAGGUCUCGAAUGUAUCAUCCAGAGCGCAUUUCAUCUCACUUGGAAAAAGCGUUAGGACCUGAUUGCUGCCUCGAAAAUGUCUGUUUCUCUAGUUGGGUGCAACUCUUCUGUUCCCAGGUCUCAUUAAUUAACUUAUCUUUUUUCCCUCGGACAUAUGGCGGGAAGGCAGCAAGUCAUCUCUUGUUUCAAGUAUUUUUUCCCAUCGAGAGAAAUUUCUAGUACUUUGCCUAAAAUAACCUGACGUAAUCUCUGCGAAUGAACCUUCCGAUUCAGGCAGAUGAGAGCCGGAUUCCGACAGCGUUAUUUCCUGCUUCUUUUGAUUGCGGUCUUCCUAUUUAUAACUUUUCUUACCGAAUAUUACGGGAAUUAUUUCAAUAUGGUUCGUGUUUUGUUUUAUUCAGCUCGAACUCUUCAAUUUUAUUGUUAUCAAGUUACUUUCCUCGGAAGCUUCUAGUUUUGGAAACGUGAAAAGUUGUAUCUCAAAUCUCGAAAAAUGCACCGCAAGCCAACGAUUUUCCAGCAAUUUUUGAGAGAAGUCCAAAAUUUCAGGUAGAAAAUAAUUUGAUUAUGAAUAAUUUCGAGACAGUUUGACACAUUGUUUAUGCCUUCGAAUCCACUUUUUGCAGGCUUUCACAGAUUCUGAAAAAUACGAUUACUACAUUGACCUAGAAGGUAUUAGUCAAGUCCCGUUUAAUCAGUUUUUUAUCAGCUUUGAAGUACAUUGCAGGGAACGAAGACUGUGCCUGUCCUUCAAGUUCUCCCGGAAAAUACUACGAUUUCUGCUACAGACUUCCUGAGGUGAUGAGAUAAAUAUUUUCACAAAAAAUAUUAAUUUAGAACAGGACGGUGCAUGGAUUCCGAUUCAACUGUUCUUUCGUUGAAAUUGUCGAGCGACUAGGUUUUUUGAAGAAAAAUAUUAAAAUUGAUGGAUAAAAACUCAGGGCUGUUACCUGACUCAACAAAUCUAACACAUAGGCUAAUUAACUUGAAAAAAGAAGAUAUGCCUCCACCAGUUUUUGUGACGGCGUUUUCCGAAAACCAUGCCAGAGAAGGAAGGAAAUCGGUUGGUUCUUCCUGUGAAAAAAACCAAAAUUUUACAAAUUUAUUUUUCAGAUUGAGCGCAUUCGUUACAUUUGGCCACAGCAAAAAAUCAUUCUUUACGAUUUGGGAAUUACUGAAGCGUUAUCUCAAUUCGUGGUGAGACCAUUUUAUGGUAGAAACUGAAAAAAAAGUCUUGCAAAAAGUAGAUUUUGGAUAGUAUCUCUGAGAAGCUUGCUUGGUUAUCAACGUGUUUCAGAAGUUGAAUCAGCUUUUUUUUUUGCAUUUUGGGCAUUAUCCUCUGCUUUUUCUAGCAUGGCUUCCGGAAAUUCCUGAAGUUUUUUUUCAAGCCUCCUCGAAAUAGUUAAAAAAAAACAAUUGAAAUAUUGAUCGUCAGUUGACGAAUUCUCAAAAAUUAUGUAAAAAACUGCAUCGUUUUCCAAUUUCUUUCUUCCAAAUCUUCAUUGCCAUCUAAAAAAUUUGCCAAGGAAAAAAGUCAUAACCAUGAUGUUGCAGAAAAUUCCAAACCUUGAAAUACGCCGCUUUAACUUCUCUCAAUACCCAUCUUAUUUCUCGAAACUGACCGAAUUUCGCUGGAAGCCCAUAAUCAUCGCCGUACGUUCUCUUUUCCCUCAGAAAUUAAAAACUAACACCUUCUCUCGGUCAUAGAAGACGCUAGCGGAAUUCGGCGCCAUCUGGUACUUGGACAGCUCGAUAGUCUUCAAGAAGAACGAUUUGUCGCACGUCUACGAUUUAGUUAGGUGUCAUAGAAACGUUAGCAAAAGGUCUGAAUCGGUUUGGGAAACUUCGGAUGAGGUUUCAGUUCAGAGUCAACCCGAAGCUUGCAUCAGUGACUGAGGGAACAACGACGCUUGAAAACGGUUGGAACCGCGAAAGGUGGGAUCAGAACGUCAGAGAAUGUCGAAAGGUAUUUACGAAAAUAUUGCAUCAGGGAAACUCUGAAUCUCAGUCAGCCUACCUUCUGCAUGGUUUCUCUGGACACGGGAUUUAUCCAGCAACGAAUCCAGGUACAAAAACCUAUUGGAAAAGUCCAAGUCGAAAUUUCGAGGUGUCUACAAAUGGAUCCCAACCAACAUGGCUGAGCUCCGCAAGGGAAGCGCGGGAAUGUACGAUGCCGGCUUCGUUUUUGCCGUUUGGACCAGAGAAACGAUAGAAAACAUACUUCUGUGGUAGUGAACACAAAACAAGAAUCAUAUCUUUUUGAAUUUGAGGUAUGUUCUUUGCGCACUACAAGAACGCUGCAUGGCGCCGCGAGGAGCCACAUUAGGUUGCAGUUUUAAGAAUGAUAGAUACGCAGAAUACGCAGAUUGUCAUCGGUUAGUGAAGCAAAUAACUUUUGGAGAAAAAAUGUUCUUAUUUCAGAUACGAUCAAUCGGUGGUGAACCUGCUCGCCGCCAAUUCCUACCAGUAUGAAAGGCGUAAUUAUGUCAGUGAAAUAGUUGAUUUUUUCGAUAUUGAACGGGGUUUUGACUAA
Caenorhabditis auriculariae is the source of this 3840-nucleotide messenger RNA. Lineage: Eukaryota; Metazoa; Nematoda; Chromadorea; Rhabditida; Rhabditidae. The record is from the annotation of a GenBank genome assembly.